Messenger RNA from Drosophila grimshawi, 2361 nucleotides. RefSeq lists its product as uncharacterized. The transcript has 10 exons. Lineage: Eukaryota; Metazoa; Arthropoda; Insecta; Diptera; Drosophilidae. Bases 34 to 2331 code for a protein of 765 amino acids. The record is from RefSeq and is a predicted model, not a curated record.
UAAUGUAUUUCAUUUAGUUUUAAUGCUGUAAAUAUGGAAAGUGCUAUUGUCAUGGAACAGGAAGAGGAGCAGGAAGUGCAAGUCAGCAUAACAUUUGGCGAAUUGCAAUUCUUCGACUGCGAUGACAUUUCUACAUGCGUCCCAAUACAAUCCGCACUGAAGAUCUGCAGAAGCAGUUUGGAGGAUCUAAGUGCUAAGACCGUUGAUGUAUUGAGUCUGUGGCUGCGGAAACUGCUUAGAGCCUACAUAAGUGAGGCCGAUUGCUACAUUGAUAUUUUCAAGUGCCUGUAUGAAUGGUUUCAACGACUGAAGAGCGAUGUGACUGCGGAGAGUGAUGGAGCCUGCAGCGAUUUCAUUACGCUCAUUGCGGAUGCCCUGAGCUUUGCCGAGUGGGCUAAGCAGAAACUGCUGACGGCUGGCGAACGUUUGGUGCACACAGCAUCAUUUUUCCUACUGGGCAUUGUCUACAGCUGCCUGCAGCUGAGCAACGAACAAAAUGUGGAGGCGCUUAAGCAGCAUGAACCGUUGGCCAUCGAGCUGCAUUUGAUUGUGUUAUACCUGCUGAAAGAGAUAACCUCCACGUCCAACAAAAUACAUCCUCGCAUUACGCCACUGCUGCGACAGCUGGUGGAUAUUGCUGAUUUUCUUAGUGUUAAUAUGACACACCUUCAUGCCUUUGUGAAGACCGGCAAAACCAUGACAAACAUUUGCACCCAUUACGCCAAAUGUAUCGAUCUGAGCCAAGAUGAUGGCACAACCAUGCCCGACUGGCUGGAGGAAACAGUUAUGCAUCUUUGCGACACAGUUCUCACACACCUAGAAACUGUUUGUAAAGAGGACACACCGUCAGUUCCGGUGGACAAAAUUGAAGAGUAUUUGAAAGUUACGCAGGUCUACUUAAUAAUGUUGCACAAACUAUUGGGCUGUGGUGUAAAGCAUAUGGAUACAGAUGUUUUGGACGACAUAGUGCAAGUAUUGAGUCUGGGUGAAAUCAAACGAAAGCAUGACUUAGGCCAAGACUUACAUCAGCUUAUAGCCAAAUAUGUGCGUCCAAUUACACUGCAAAUUUUCGAGUUGUUAUAUCAGCUGGAAGAUUUUCAAAAGUAUCUGAUUGGUUGGCUAUCGAAGCGCGAACAGGUUGAUGUGGAUUGCUUUGAGCUUUGUUUGGACUAUAUAACUGCGACCAUCACUGAUCGGGCAGAAAUUAGUCAGCCUACUUGCAAAACAUUGCAGAAAAUAUUUGAGUAUUUGUUCAAAGAUGCUUGUCAUUUUACCAAUGCCGCACGUUACAAUCGGAUUCUGGAUGCGUUUGGCACUCUCUUGCAUGUGACUUGCUCCGCAUCAUUGAUCAAUUACUUUUGUACUGGACUAUUUGAAGAGGAUAUCAUAAAGUCUCAAGUCUGCUCCGAUGUACUCACGCUUUGCUUUCGUCUGGAAGAGGCGAAUCACAGCUGGAGUAAACCUGACGUCGUAAAGGCAACGUCCUACUGGAUCAAGUGCAAUAAUUCAUAUGCUAUGUUCUCACAGAACUUGAGCCAGUUGCACAUACAGCGCAUGCUCAAAUAUUUCCACAGAUUAGGCAACAAUGAGAUGCCUAUCUUUAGCAUGAGAAGCUAUCGUUAUUUGCACUGUGUGUCGCCCAGAACGGAGCAACAGAAGCGGAUCUUGUUGCUACGCUUGCAGCGUUUAAUAAAGGAGCCCUUGAGCGACAUUCAGCAGUAUUACGAAUUUUUGGCGCUCAUGGAGCUGCUGCCGUCGGCUGAAAUUGAGGGAUUGCCUCACCUAUGGUCGAAAGUGAAGGAAAUGAUGGUUGGCGACAAGUGCAAGCAUUUGGCCAACACUUACUUCAAAUUGGCUCUGCAAUUUAGCCCAGCAACCAAGCUACGCAUAUUGCAGACAGCAGAACCAUUCCUGUCAAAGCCUGAAGCCAACAGCUGUUGGUACAUGCAAAAGUUUUUGCAUGCCUGCAAACGCAACGCUGAUCCGCAGCUGAAGUCUCUGGCUGAGCAGCAUGCAAUUGACAAAGAUUUACUAUCACUUUUGGACGCGCUGCAGCCAGUGUCAGUUUCUAAACCAAGCCCGAACAAACUUCAUAAUGUGAACUACAAAUUAAGCUGUAGAAGGCAACAUAUGCAUCAGUGUAAUUUGACCAGCCUAAAGCGCAAACGUUCACAUAUCGAGAAAAAGGAAUUGAUGCAACAGCUUGAACAGAAUUCACAGCAGUUGUUGCAGUGCUCCACGGAAUUGGACGCAUCUGAGAUUGUGCAGCUGAGGUGCAUUUUUGAGAGGUUAAAAAACAUAUUGUCACAGCAUGAAAUUCCUAAUAAAUAAAUUAAAACCAUCUGGAAUUCUACCAAGCUU